UCAAAAGUACGUCUGCAUUAUUCUUCCCACGUAUACUUCUCUCCACACCCCUCAUCAACGAUUGUUCAAUGGAUCCUCAGAGCGAUGAGAGCAAGAGUUAUUUAAGCACCGGGAACGUUUCAAUUGACCGAUUGGCGUUUUUUCACAUUCUCGAAAGACUGAAGACUCAGAAACGCACCGGAUGGGUGAAUAACAACAUUCGGAAUCCUGAGAGUAUUUCAGACCACAUGUAUCGAAUGGCCGUCUUAUCCAUGUGUACAUCGGACAAGAAUUUGGACGUCGCAAAAUGCGUAAUGCUGAGUGUAGUCCACGAUUUAGCUGAGGCUCAAGUCGGAGACAUCGCUCCCAGUCAUGGAAUUUCCAAGGAAGAAAAAUCACGAUUGGAAGCGGAAGCCAUGCAUAUCUUCAUUCACGAAAUGCUACACGACAGUCCAGCAGCUCAGAGGAUUGGAGCUCUUUGGAAGGAAUAUGAAGAUCGCGAAACGCCCGAAGCUCGUUUCGUCAAAGACCUUGACCGGUUCGAGAUGGCGACGCAAGCGCUUGAAUAUGAACGCGAUCUGAACGCUUCUCGGCUGCAGUCUUUCUACGAUAGCUCGAUCCCAUACAUCGAGCAUCCUGAAGUACAGCAGUGGGGGCAGGAUUUGUUGGAAGAACGCGGGCGGUUGUUAGGAGCUAUUCACUCGGCCAAGUCAGAGUACUCAAUGAUCGAGGGAGAUAUGCCAGUGGAGGAGGAAGCCUGAAGGAGGUUAAGAUUCUUCACUGUCAGCGAAAAAAAGUCUACCGAAUUAUCCCUUUUAAAAGUAAAUCUUUGCCUGGAGCUGGUUCGGAAUUGAGUACAUCAAUGACA
Lentinula edodes (shiitake mushroom) is the source of this 847-nucleotide messenger RNA. RefSeq names its product HD domain-containing protein. The record is from RefSeq and is a predicted model, not a curated record. NCBI's taxonomy places the organism in Eukaryota, Fungi, Basidiomycota, Agaricomycetes, Agaricales, Omphalotaceae. Gene Ontology annotation, cellular component: cytoplasm. The transcript has 10 exons. Gene Ontology annotation, molecular function: 5'-deoxynucleotidase activity. The coding region runs from base 69 to 740 and encodes 223 amino acids.